Messenger RNA from Drosophila yakuba, 345 nucleotides. RefSeq lists its product as uncharacterized. The coding region runs from base 1 to 321 and encodes 106 amino acids. The transcript is spliced from 2 exons. The record is from RefSeq and is a predicted model, not a curated record. Lineage: Eukaryota; Metazoa; Arthropoda; Insecta; Diptera; Drosophilidae. Gene Ontology annotation, molecular function: chitin binding. Gene Ontology annotation, cellular component: extracellular region.
AUGCAUCCGCAAGCCUCGUUCUGGCCACUCGCCUGCUGCCUUGUGCUGCUGCUGCUUCCAUCCGGAAUCCGAUCGCUGUGCAACGACAGCUUUGAGCCGGGAUGCCUCAACCCGGUGGAGCUGCACAUCCCCCAGCGUUAUUGUAUAGACCCCACCAAGUACUGGCUCUGCAACGACAUCGGUUCGCAGGCCCAACUCCGUAAGUGCCAGCCCAACACCGGAUUCGACCAGGACCUUAACGCCUGUGUGCCGUGGACCGCAUGGGAGUGGAAGCCGUGUCAGGAACCACCCAGUCGUCCUCCUGGAUAUGUGCCGUGCUAGGAAAGUAAGGAAGUCCAGAUUCCU